Molecule: messenger RNA, 1192 nt
Organism: Daldinia caldariorum
Lineage: Eukaryota; Fungi; Ascomycota; Sordariomycetes; Xylariales; Hypoxylaceae
Exons: 2
Coding region: 85-1059 (324 amino acids)
Source: RefSeq, a predicted model, not a curated record
AAUUUGCUAUUUAUACCUUGAACUACCUACCAAAUCUUUUCUAACUUUACUCUCUAUCUGCCGAGUCUUAUAACCCUAUUCAAAAUGAACAAGACUAAGGAAACUAUUCGUGACUUUAUUGGCAAGUCUGGCCAUCACGACACUACUGUGCACGAGUCAGUUCAGCCUGCUGUCAAGAAGGAGACCAUCAAGCCCACAGAGCAUGAAGAGAUUAAUACCGCCGUGGACAAGGAAAUCCACCAAGAUCACUACCACCGCACGGUUCAGCCCGUUCAUGAUAAGGAGGUUCUCCCUGAGCAGCAUCAGCACAAGGUCGGGACUGUUCAACAUCGAGACUACGACCACCGAGACCAUGAGAGCACAAAGAGGGCCUUAGCGGCCGAGAACGAAAGGUUCAGAGACGAGCAAGUCAUCCAAGGUACCACACAUACCAGAGAACAUGCCCCUACAGUCCAGGGCGAGCAUAUCCAUCACCACGUCCACGAGACUAUCCAGCCCGUGCUCCACAAGGAAACCAUCCAGCCCAGCGUUGUCCACACGACGGUGCCAAUCCACGAGACUCACCACAACCCUGCGCAGCACCACUCCACGACCUCCCUGCCGCCUAUCAGCGCAGAGGAAUACCGACAACACGGAGGCGCUCUGGACGGACAGAAGGAGCGCUUCGAUUCGUUCGAGGGCGAGCCGAGGAGCAUCCGGGGAACCAUCGAGACCAUGCACGAGGAAGGCCGCGGUCUCAAGAACCCCCCUGACGGCGUCUUCCACGGAGAUUUCAACCCCUUGGACGGAGGUCGGGACCACCACUUCAAGGGCAGUGCCGGCGGGGCGACUGCCACAGGCGCAGGCACAGGCGUUGGCGCAAGUACGGGUUCGAAUACCGGCACGAGCCAAGGCAUGUCCAGCCAAUCGGCCGCCCAGAGGGAAUACCGCGACGGCGCAAGGCGAACGUCGGGCACUUCUGGCGUGUCCGGAACGCGGAAAGAGAACCCGAGUCUGUUGAACAAGUUGAACCCCUUGACGGACUCGAACGGGGAUGGAAAGGCCGGAUUUAUGAAAUAAGUAAUGAUGAUGAUGAUGACCCUGAAUUGGAUGAUUUAAAAAUUCCGUACGGGUUAUGGAUGGUGUUAGAAUUUCUCGGAAUUAUAGGCCAUGUGUUUACUAGCACAAUAUAAUAAUGGUAGUAGUAGUAAAG